UAUUAAUAUGAGCCACUUAAUUUUUAUAGUAUUGCUAAACAUACUGUUCACCAAUGGACUAAAAUACAACGGGUACCAAAUCGUUCAUAUCGAACCCACCAAAGAGCAAACAGAAUUGAUUCAUCAAAACUGCAAUUUCGACUACAUAACACCCUUACGAAGAAAUGGAGGCCUUACAAAAGUUGUUGUUAAAUCCGAGGAGCGCAAGAUCGUCUACAAUUUCCUGUCAAGCAACAAGAUCAAAUUCACCGUUAUAGUUGAUGACCUAGAAAAUUAUUUCAAAAAAGAACGAUUACACCAGCUAUCUCGUUUGAAAACGUUCGAUAGAGGAACGAUAAGCUUUAGACGCUAUGAAAGACAUGAGACGAUCAAUAAUUAUCUAAAGUCGUUGGCUUCGAAAUAUCCCGAACUGGUAUCUCUUGAAAAUAUCGGUCAAUCAUUUGAAGGAAGAGAUAUGAUAGUAAUUAAAAUAUCUACAGGACGAGGGACUAAACAAAAACCGGUAAUUUUUAUAGAUGCAGGAAUUCACGCAAGGGAAUGGAUAGCACCGGCUACCGCCCUGUAUGUCGUUAACCAAUUGGUGGAAAACUCCACGUGGAACAACUUCAUGAUCCAAAACGCCGAUUGGUAUAUUUUGCCAAGUUUAAAUCCGGACGGAUACGAAUAUACACACACAAAUGACAGACUGUGGAGGAAGACAAGAAGUCUAGGAAGCGAGUGCACCGGUACGGAUGCAAACAGGAAUUUCGACUUUUACUGGGGAACAACCGGCGCCAGUUCGGCCGAAUGCUCCGAAAUAUACAAAGGCCGAAAUGCGUUUUCAGAAGUAGAAUUGCAAAAUUUCAAAAACUUUUCAGAAGCUAACAAAGAUAAGAUCAAGCUUUAUCUGACCCUUCACAGUUACGGGUACUUCAUCCUAUAUCCCUGGGGAUACACAUCGGACCUUCCACAGGACGUGGACGAACUACAACAUUUAGGAUCGACAGUGUCAUCUAAAAUAAGGGACUAUAGUGGCACAAGGUUUACUGUAGGAAGUUCUACAAAUGUUCUCUAUCCCGCUGCCGGUGGAUCUGAUGAUUGGAUGAAGGGAGUCAAUGGCGUAGACCUAUCUUACACCAUAGAACUGCAGGGAGACUACGAAGGUUUCGAAUUACCCGCCGAAAAAAUAUUACCAGCCGUUAGAGAAUCGUUUGUUGGUAUUCAAGCAUUUCAUAGUUAUGUCGACAAAAAAUAUGCGCGAAUGUAGAUCCCUAUUUGUAAUUUAUUGUUUAAUAAUUUAUUGUUAUUGUUAAAGUUAAUAAAAUAAACAAAUUAU
Agrilus planipennis (emerald ash borer) is the source of this 1315-nucleotide messenger RNA. Its product is annotated as carboxypeptidase B-like. The record is from RefSeq and is a predicted model, not a curated record. Gene Ontology annotation, biological process: proteolysis. Lineage: Eukaryota; Metazoa; Arthropoda; Insecta; Coleoptera; Buprestidae. Gene Ontology annotation, molecular function: metallocarboxypeptidase activity; zinc ion binding. Bases 8 to 1246 code for a protein of 412 amino acids. The transcript has 5 exons.